Zalophus californianus (California sea lion) is the source of this 1762-nucleotide messenger RNA. RefSeq names its product SERPINE1 mRNA binding protein 1 (gene SERBP1). Gene Ontology annotation, molecular function: mRNA 3'-UTR binding. Gene Ontology annotation, cellular component: nucleus; cytoplasm. The transcript has 8 exons. NCBI's taxonomy places the organism in Eukaryota, Metazoa, Chordata, Mammalia, Carnivora, Otariidae. Bases 113 to 1336 code for a protein of 407 amino acids. The record is from RefSeq and is a predicted model, not a curated record.
GACGACCCCCCUCUCUCGGCCCGGCCAUCUUGUGGGAAGAGCUGAAGCAGGCGCUCUUGGCUCGGCGCGGCCCGCUGCAAUCCGUGGAGGAACGCGCCGGCGAGCCACCAUCAUGCCUGGGCACUUACAGGAAGGCUUCGGCUGCGUGGUCACCAACCGAUUCGACCAGUUAUUUGACGACGAAUCGGACCCCUUUGAGGUGUUGAAGGCAGCAGAGAACAAGAAAAAAGAAGCCGGCGGGGGCGGCGUUGGGGGCCCUGGGGCCAAGAGCGCAGCUCAGGCCGCAGCCCAGACCAACUCCACCGCGGCGGGCAAACAGCUGCGUAAAGAGUCCCAGAAAGACCGCAAGAACCCGCUGCCCCCCAGCGUUGGCGUGGCUGACAAGAAAGAGGAGACGCAGCCGCCCGUGGCGCUUAAGAAAGAAGGAAUAAGACGUGUUGGAAGAAGACCUGAUCAACAGCUGCAGGGUGAAGGGAAAAUAAUUGACAGGAGACCAGAAAGGCGACCACCUCGUGAACGACGAUUUGAAAAGCCACUUGAAGAAAAGGGUGAAGGAGGAGAAUUUUCAGUUGAUAGACCGAUUAUUGACCGGCCUAUCCGAGGCCGUGGUGGUCUUGGAAGAGGUCGAGGAGGCCGUGGACGUGGAAUGGGCCGAGGAGAUGGAUUUGAUUCUCGUGGCAAACGUGAAUUUGAUAGGCAUAGUGGAAGUGAUAGAUCUUCUUUUUCACAUUACAGUGGCCUGAAGCAUGAGGACAAACGUGGAGGUAGCGGAUCUCACAACUGGGGAACUGUCAAAGAUGAAUUAACAGAGUCCCCAAAAUACAUUCAGAAACAAAUAUCUUAUAAUUGCAGUGACUUGGAUCAAUCAAAUGUGACUGAGGAAACACCUGAAGGUGAAGAACAUCCAGUUGCAGACACUGAAAAUAAGGAGAAUGAAGUUGAAGAAGUAAAGGAAGAGGGUCCAAAAGAAAUGACUUUGGAUGAGUGGAAAGCUAUUCAAAAUAAGGACCGGGCAAAAGUAGAAUUUAAUAUCCGAAAACCAAAUGAAGGUGCUGAUGGGCAGUGGAAGAAGGGAUUUGUUCUUCAUAAGUCAAAGAGUGAAGAGGCUCAUGCUGAAGAUUCGGUUAUGGACCAUCAUUUCCGGAAGCCAGCAAAUGAUAUAACGUCUCAGCUGGAGAUCAAUUUUGGAGACCUUGGCCGCCCAGGACGUGGUGGCAGGGGAGGACGAGGUGGCCGUGGGCGUGGUGGACGUCCAAACCGUGGCAGCAGAACUGACAAGUCAAGUGCUUCUGCUCCUGAUGUAGAUGACCCUGAGGCAUUCCCAGCUCUGGCUUAACUGGAUGCCCUAAGACAACCCUGGUUCCUUUGUGGACCCUCCCAUCUGAGGUUUUGCAUGCUUAAGGAUCCCAAACGACUUAAGAAUUUAAAAAAAAAAAAAAAAAAAGACUGUCAUUCAUACCAUUCACACCUAAAGACUGAAUUUUAUCUGUUUUGAAAAUGAACUUCUCUCGCUACACAGAAGUAACAAUAUGGUAGUCAGUUUUGUAUUUAGAAAUGUAUUGGUAGCAGGGAUGUUUUCAUAAUUUUCAGAGAUUAUGCAUUCUUCAUGAAUACUUUUGUAUUGCUGCUUGCAAAUAUGCAUUUCCAAACUUGAAAUAUAGGUGUGAACAGUGUGUACCAGUUUAAAGCUUUCACUUCAUUUGUGUUUUUUAAUUAAGGAUUUAGAUGUUCUCCCAAUUACAAACUGGUUUUAAAUAUUGGA